Molecule: messenger RNA, 2264 nt
Organism: Cuscuta europaea
Lineage: Eukaryota; Viridiplantae; Streptophyta; Magnoliopsida; Solanales; Convolvulaceae
Source: the annotation of a GenBank genome assembly
CAAUUUUCAAUCAAGGAAAAACGUGUCUUCUUGACUGAGCUAAUCGUGACUCUUCAUUUUCUCAGGCUAAACUCAGCCAUCGCGAAACAUGAAUUCUCUCUCUAGAAAUCUAUAGUACUAGUAUUAUCUAAAUAUUCCAACCCUAAAACUCUCUUCAACCUCAGCGAACCCAAAGUAAUUCUUAGAACUGUAAUUGCUUCAUGGGAUCGAGAGAUUCGUCACAGCUGCUGGCGCCAGGUUUCCGGUUCCACCCGACCGAUGAGGAGCUGGUCGUCUAUUAUCUGCAGCGCAAGAUCCGCUCUCAGCCACUCCGCGUCGAUUGCAUCUCCGAAAUCGAUAUUUACAAGGUCGAGCCAUGGGACCUUCCAGGCAUGUCAAGGCUAAAGACCAGAGAUCUUGAGUGGUACUUUUUCAGUAUGCUUGAUAAGAAGUAUGGUAACGGUGCAAGGACUAAUCGAGCAACUGAAAAAGGCUAUUGGAAGACCACUGGAAAGGACAGAUCAGUUUAUCACAGUUCCCGGGUGGUAGGGAUGAAGAAGACUCUUGUGUAUCAUAUUGGUCGGGCUCCAAAAGGGCAGAGGACUAAUUGGGUGAUGCAUGAGUACAGGCGUGUCGAUGAGAAGUCAAUUAAAUCUGGAAUUGUUCAGGAUGCAUUUGUGUUGUGCAGAGUAUUUCAAAAAAGUGGGUCAGGGCCGAAGAAUGGAGAACAGUAUGGAGCACCUUUUGUUGCGGAAGAAUGGGAGGUGGAUGAGUCAGGAACAGUCCCCAAGGCAGAAUUAGCUGAGCAAUUAGGAUUUUUAGAUGAUAUAUGUUUGGAUGGGGAUGAACUUGAGCAGAUUCUUGAGGCAGACACUCCCUCAGAAGGUGCUAUGGUUUCUCUGAACAACGUUACUGAAGACAUUGAGGACAAGGCCGGACAUUCUGAGGAGUUCCAGAAUACCACGGUGAAUGAUGUUGAAUAUCCUUGUGGACCUGAUGAACAGAGGUCCUUUGAUCAGCCAAUUGACAAUUUUGAGCCUAACUCUGCUGUCAAGCAUGAAUACAUGGGUGAAUCUAGCAAUGGCAUGGCCCCUGACAGUGUGGAUUACAUACUUAAUGAACCACUUGUGGAGACCAGCGACCAAUUUCUGUUUAAUGAUGGGACAUUUCUUGAAACCAAUGAUCUUUCAAAUCCCGUGGAUACAGAUGCUACAGGUUUUGACAUGCUUGAGGAAUACCUUAAUUUCUAUGACGCCACUGAUGGUUUCCAGGACAUGCUGUUUGAUCCUGCAAUGUUGAUAGGGAGUGAUGGGUUUCAUGGAGAACCACCAUCUUUGGUUAAUAAGGAUGCAUGUGAAGCAGAUGAAAUUGCUAUUUCACCCAUUGGUGUUGAAGAUAAUAAGACUUCUGAUAUUCCAUCAUCAUCAAAGCCGGUGAUCACCAAAUUUGGGUCAGACUACCAACAUCCAUUUAUGAAGCAGGCAAGUCAAAUGUUGGGCAACAUCCCUGCACCUCCGGCAUUUGCAUCAGAAUAUCCUAAAGAUAUUGCUGCACGCCUCGGCGCAGCAGCAGCUCAAGCAUCAAGCUCAUCGGUUCACGUUACUGCUGGUUUGAUACAAAUAAGAGACCUCACCCUCCUCGGCAGUGGCGGUGGAGGAAAACUGCAGCAUUCUGGACGGAAUUACAAUAUUGUCCUUUCUUUUGGCAGCUUGAUGGAAUCAUCAUUUGAUCAUCACCAUGGGAAGUGUCUGCUGUCAGCUGCUACUGGGGGUUGGCUAUUCUCCUUCUUCUUUUGGGUUCUAAUGCUGCUUUCCCUUUCCUUCAAGAUUGGGACCUUCAUCUCUGCACGGUAAUGUAACUAUGUAUUUACUGCUUGGCAGAAGCAGCUGCCGUCUUUCCGUGGGUGGAUGUUGGGGUAUUUGAUUAAACUGUACCCUAGGAUAUACUUCGUUUUUACUGCCUACUUUUGUUUACUCUGCCUGGCUGACUGGUGAUGAACAUAUGAUUUAAGCUUUUCUCGGCAUCCACUGAUAGAUGAUGUGAUUAAUAGACAAUAAAGUUUGUAGUAUAGAACUCAGCUCGUUCUAUUAUUUCAAUUUUUCCCUUUGGAGUUCGGACUGAUUAGUUUAAUCACUGGUGGAUUGCUACAAUAAUUACACUUCGUUUGAUGCUUAUUUUUUUAGAAUGUCUCUCCCCCCAAAUCAUCUUGGUCGGCACUGUAAGAUUAUUAAUGCACCUGUUCCAGGUCCAUAUUUGAAUAUAAUAGUAUUAUUAUGUGUGCAUCA